Pogona vitticeps (central bearded dragon) is the source of this 3438-nucleotide messenger RNA. The record is from RefSeq and is a predicted model, not a curated record. Lineage: Eukaryota; Metazoa; Chordata; Lepidosauria; Squamata; Agamidae.
GGACCUCCUUACUGCUGUGGAUGGCUGGGGGAAAAAUACACCCCGUCCCCCUGGAACACCACUUUUCUACAGAAACGCAUGAGCCGAAUGGAAAUAUUGACCCACUUGUUUGCUUUCUUCACCUAAACCGGAGGAACUGCGCAGGAAUUCCCGAGGAAGGGCGGUGCACUGAGGCCGAAUCCUAACCAGGAUCAGCUCCACAGGCAACGUUUGUGCUGAGCCAGUCCUUAUAACUUUUGCUUCACCCAAAUCUUGUUCCCCUCUCGGCUUUUCCCUGUCCGGAUCCUUCCUCUCGCCCAUCGGGGGCCGGUUCGCUUUGGCUCUCCGUCUUCUGCCCGAAGCCAUGAUGCUGAAUUCGGAUCAGACGGAGACCGAGCUGCAGCCCACGCAUUCGGAGACCGAGUCGGUCUUCAGCGACUGCGGGGGCGGCCGAAGCGUCCGGGUGGAAGAGGCGAACCCCCUCGGGACCUGCGGCCAGUCCCGGGUGGCCGAGGCUGGGGACGCCGUGAAAAAAGACCUUCAGCACCUCAGCCGAGAAGAGCGCCGGCGUCGGCGGCGUGCCACGGCUAAGUACCGGACGGCCCACGCCACGCGGGAGAGGAUCAGGGUUGAGGCCUUCAACAUGGCCUUCGCGGAGCUCCGGAAACUGCUGCCGACUCUCCCGCCGGAUAAGAAGCUGUCCAAAAUUGAGAUCCUGCGGCUCGCAAUCUGUUACAUCUCCUACCUGAACCACGUGCUGGAUGUUUGACUCUCUCUCUCUCUCUCUUUUUCUCUUUCUGGGUGCUAAACCCCAUAUCCAGACCCGUGUCUUGGAACUUGACAGGACCCAUUCUCUCCCUCGUUCAGUUUCCAGGCUCGAAUUCUCCCUGGACACAUUUCCUGGCUGCUUCACACGGGCAGGGACAGACAAGACGUGGCAGCUUCGCAGUUAGAAGCGGAGUGCCUUAAGAAGAAAAAGGCAUCUGAUUAUCAUCGGUGUGUGUGUGUUUCCUUUGCUUAUUGCAAUUAGCUUGCUUUCAUUUGGGGAUUAGUUGUCAAGGGCGAUCACUGGGCUUCGUUCUCACGUUCACUGAGCAAACACAGCUGUCUGAGGGGUGGGGUGGGGAGUUCUUUCUGGAGGAGCAAGGUUUUGUCACUUUCUAAUUGCAAAGCUGCUGUCUUGUCUGUUUCUGCCCUGAGCUGCCACUGCUUUCCCACUUUAUCUCCUGCCUGGAAUAUAGGACAGGUGUCUGGUUCCUUCAUGCAUUAGAAGAGGGUGGAAAUCUUCGGCUUUCUUCGGACUCUAAGAUUCUAUGAGGUAUCAUGCCUGACUCUGCCAUAUUUACUUACCCUGCCUCCUGGUGGAGUGCCAGAAAAAUGGCCCAUCGUCACUUGAAUCCGCCACCCUUCGCACUUCCACGCCGGAGUCUCAAAAGCAUCUGAGGUAUUACAACAACGAUCAAAUUGCUGUUUUACUUGAAGACGGGACUUUGAGGGAGCCCCAUGCAUGAAAUGGUUGGCCGCUUUCCCAGAAUGCUUUGCAGGGAGCGACUCUAGCCGGCCGAGUUUCAAGCUGGCUUGGAUUUCCAUCGUUCCUACUUCCUAAACAAUGUUUGAGGGUGUUAUGUAUGUUUAAACUCAUGCUCAAGGGGCACUUUUAAAUCUGUGUAUAUAGAUUUAAUUCAUGAAUCUAUGUCAAUGCAAAUGAUCAGGAUUUGUCUCCGGAGCUGGUUGUAGGGAGUCAGGCUAAAUCCCAGCUCCUAAGUAGAGUAGACCCACUGAAUCAAUGGGACGGAUAGCACCUCUGUCUCAUUCACACACUGGUUCUCCUCUAGUUGGAACAGAAAACAUAUCCUGGGUAAUCCAGUGUCUUAUGAUGAAGUUUCUUUAAGACACAACUUCCUUGAGGGGGGGGGCACUCAGGACUCUUCGACAGAGCAUUUUGGAUUUUUUUUUUAAAGUUUUCUUCUCUUUAAGAAAACCAAUUCUCUUUAGGAAAACCUUCAAGAAAUCUUUAGGAACUCCUUCAAGAAAGCUUUUUAAAUUUUUUAAAAUAUCCUCUUUUCUGCUGGAGCUUCUCUUUUGGGGUUUGUUUCAGUGCAAACGGACGCUUUCUGACCGGGUGGCUCUCCCCUGAAAAUCAGAAGUGUUUUAUUGCUAAAUGCUCUCCCCUCCUCGAGCAAAGCAAUACAAAUCAUUUCUGCCUUUGCAAAAACAAAAAAAAGUUGCAAAAGUUGCAGGAGGCGUUAGCGUACGAAGCGAGACAAGAGGAGCGCAGUGUGGAUGGUGAGGGAAAUAUGGAUAACCCCCAGCGUGGAGCUUAGUUUGUUCAGGAGAAUCUGGCAUUUGAGAACCCUGGUUAGAAAACUGGGCGAGAGGCAAACACACGACACCCAAACCGAAGAACACAACAAGGCGCAAGGAGAUGUUGUGGCUCGUUCUCCUUGUCAGUCCUUCAGAACCGGCAGCUCCAUCAUCAUGCUGAUAGCAGUGAAAGCCAGGGCUUCCUACACCCAUGCAGUGUAUUCCCCCCAGAGUUGGCAAAUGCUGCUUUUAAAGACUACCGUGCCCAUGUUCCCCCCAUCCAGCAGAGCCCAUAUCUUGGGGGAACUGUCAUUUCUAAAUGGUGAUCUUAAAAGGGCAAGGGGGGGGAGAAGAACUCCGCUUUCCAUUUUCUGUUCCCGUUUAGGGUGACCCCCUGCAACCAGAGACGGGGCUCCUGCGUUACGACUCGCACCCUAGGUGCGUAAAGGACCAUGUUUUAUUGGAUGUGCGGAAACCACUUCAUUUGCACCACGGCGUUUUCUUCCACGCCUUGGGGAGUGAUCCAGGGACCUUUGGCGGACGAAGCAAGGGCGAUGGGGUUUGUAGUCCCAAACAUCCUAGAGGGUAGCAAGUUGGGCAUUUGACAUCAGCGUUCUGGCUCUAACCGGAGGCCAGGUGGACAUGCCCGGCUGUAAGAUGAUGCCCAAACCCGGCUGUCCGAAACCCCCUGGUUGCCAAUGUGCCGUGUGCCUGCAAAUCAUGAACCCUGCCAGUGGUUCCCAACCUCUGUAUUUUUUUCCCAGAAUGAUGAUGAUUGCCUCUUAGCUCAGAAAUGGACAGGGGAGUGCUGGGGGUGGAGCAGGUGCUCACGAGAGGGGGGGGGAGUUCCACGGGCUGCCUGCUUGAACCGUGUGUCUGUGCCACAAACACGUGUUUAUUUAUUUAUUUAUUUAUUCCCUUAUUUAUUUCAAAAAAACGUUAUUUAUUUGCAGUGGUUUUGCACUUUCCAGGGCUGGGUCGACCCCGUGCCUGUGGGGUCUUUUGUUUUACUUCUAUGUGUAUAUUUAUGGACGUGUCUUAAAUUCGGUUGAGCCCAGCGGGGAGUUUGUGGAGAAUGUUAUUUAUGAUUUUUGUAAGCCGACGGCGAACAAUUAAACCCUUUCCAGGCAGAUGGGAAUGAUCCGACGGAGACAA